UACGUGGUGGUGCUGAUGGCGACGUUCUGGUGCACGGAGGCCCUUCCUCUCGCCGUCACCGCGAUGCUUCCAGUUUGCCUCUUCCCAACACUGGGAAUCAUUCCGUCGAAAAAGAUCUGCCCUCAGUACUUCCUCGAGACCAAUUUCCUCUUCCUCAGCGGGCUCGUUAUGGCGUCGUCCAUCGAGGAGUGGGGCCUGCAUCGCAGAAUCGCCCUGAAGGUCCUGAGCAUCGUGGGAGUGAAACCAGCCUGGCUCAUAUUUGGAAUGAUGAUGACUUCAGCCUUCUUGUCCAUGUGGCUCAGCAACACGGCCACGACGGCCAUGAUGCUUCCCAUCGCUAACGCCAUCCUGGAGAGUCUGUUUGGAGACCUGGAGACGCUGAAGAAGAACUGCAAGUCCCCGAAGGAUUCAGACAGCGAUAUCAUUAAUGGUACACAUGAAUGUUUCACCUCUGUCCCCACGAGUCUUCAAUUCAUGCAAAACAACGAUGUGUCCGAUCACGUUGAAAGGACGGACGGGACGGAGCCGGCGGACGUGAGGACGGCUGAGGAGAUCCGAUCAGAGUCGGAGUAUCAGCUGAAGGUGUGGAAAGGAUUCUUGAUCUGUAUUCCUUACGCAGCCAGUAUCGGAGGAACGGCCACGCUCACCGGCACCGCACCAAACCUCAUCCUGAUUGGCCAGCUGAAGAGUUACUUUCCAGACUGUGACCUCAUCAACUUCGGCUCCUGGUUUGCGUUCGCGUUCCCGCUCAUGCUGAUCUUCCUGUUUGUGGGAUGGCUGUGGAUUGCUUACCUCUACGGGGGACUCAACACAAGACACGACCGAAGAGCCCAGGCCGAGGCCAGAGCCCAGGCGCUGAUCCAGGACGACUACAGGAAACUAGGGCCCAUAAAUUUCGCACAGGGAGCCAUCGCUUUCUUCUUUGUUUUGUUCGCUGUUCUCCUCUUCACACGAGAUCCCAAGUUUAUCACCGGCUGGUCUGUGUUCUUCAAAAAAGGGUACGUCUCAGAUGCCGUCACUGGUGUGAUCAUCGUCUCCAUUUUGUUCUUCUUCCCGUCGCAGAAACCUUCUCUGAGCUGGUGGUUCGACCCCCAAGCUUCCAACACUCGUUACGUUCCUCUCUUAUCAUGGCAGAAAGCCCAGGACUCUAUUCCCUGGAACAUCAUCCUCCUGCUCGGAGGCGGCUUCGCUAUGGCCAAAGCUUGUGAGGAGUCCGGCCUCGCCUCCUGGAUCGGGGGCCACCUCCAACCUUUGGCCGAGGUCCCCCCCGCCGCAGCUGUGAUGCUGAUCACUGCUUUCCUGGCCUGUUUCACCGAGUUCGCCAGCAACACGGCCACGAUCAUCAUAUUCCUGCCCGUCAUUGCUGAACUGGCUAUCCAUGUGUCAGUGAACCCUCUGUACUUCAUGAUACCAGCCACAGUAGGAUGCUCAUAUGCCUUCAUGCUGCCCGUGUCCACGCCUCCCAACUCCAUCGCCUUCGCCUCAGGACACCUCAUGGUCAAAGACAUGGUGAAGACUGGCUUCGUCAUGAACAUCCUGGGCAUCCUCUGUGUCUCUCUGGCCAUGAACACGUGGGGCGUGGCCAUGUUUGACCUGCACACGUAUCCGGAAUGGGCUCAUCCCAUCAACAAGACUGCUGCUGUGGUCGUUCAGGCGCUCAAUGCGACUCUCUGAUCACUCGCAGAGGAGAAGGGUCAGAGGGGUCAGAGGUCAGAGGAUCGUGUGAAGAUCCAACACUAAACGGGGACUCACGUCAACACUGUGUCGCUCUGGGAGCUUCAGCUUUCACCUGUUGCGACGCUUUUCAUAAGUUUUUACGUUCAAGUGUCUUUUCAGGCUCUCGAAAGUGUCAAGAUUUCAUUCAGAACAAGUUGUGUUAUUUACUACUUUUUAAAAACAGGACCAGAGAAACAUUUCACCUCAACAAAAAUAAAACAACAACAGCUCGAGCUCUGAAGAGUUCGUUUUCUAUAUUUCUGAAACUCCAGUGUGACUGCAGAGGGCGCUGUUUGUAUCGAUGAAGAAUGAGAGAGAGAAUCUGUGAAUAAUUCUUUUAAAAAUAUAUAUAUUUUGGGUUGAAAUCACCCACAGAUCACGUUACCUGUUUAUUUGUCGUGUUUUAAAUCUUGUCUGUAUUAGCGGAUGAAUCCUGACUAAUGAACGUGUACAUUUUGUUACAGAGUGAUUUGCAGGUAAUGCAGUAUAAAUGCUGUUAC
This is a messenger RNA of Pleuronectes platessa (European plaice), 2216 nucleotides long. It is a transcript of the gene slc13a3, whose product is annotated as solute carrier family 13 member 3. The transcript has 12 exons. Gene Ontology annotation, biological process: monoatomic anion transmembrane transport; citrate transport. Gene Ontology annotation, cellular component: membrane. The coding region runs from base 16 to 1674 and encodes 552 amino acids. The record is from RefSeq and is a predicted model, not a curated record. Lineage: Eukaryota; Metazoa; Chordata; Actinopteri; Pleuronectiformes; Pleuronectidae. Gene Ontology annotation, molecular function: succinate transmembrane transporter activity; sodium:dicarboxylate symporter activity; citrate transmembrane transporter activity.